Molecule: messenger RNA, 806 nt
Organism: Pogonomyrmex barbatus (red harvester ant)
Lineage: Eukaryota; Metazoa; Arthropoda; Insecta; Hymenoptera; Formicidae
Source: RefSeq, a predicted model, not a curated record
GGGUGGUUUUCUAGCCCGACAACGACAGAAACCGAUCUAUUUUACUCACGCGCGAGUAUCACGCCAAAGUAUCGUUCAACAUGAGGGCCCUGAUCUGCCUGGUACUGAUCUCCGUGGCGUUCGCCGCCGAAGAAAAAGUCAAGAAGCGUGGUCUCUAUGGCCUGGGUGAUUACGGACUUGGCGGUGGUUAUGGUGGUUAUGGCGGUGAUCUUGGUGGAUAUGGUGGACUUGGUGGACUGGGUGGACUUGGUGGAUAUGAAGGUGGCCACGUUGCUAUUGCCGUCAGGGAGAAGGCCGUCGCUGUUCCCGUCGCGGUCCCGCAGCCGUAUCCCGUCGAUCGCCCCGUCCCCGUUAAGGUUCCAGUUGCUGUUCCGCACCCGGUUCCAGUACCUGUGCCCCAGCCUUACCCCGUGAUCCAGACCAAGACGGUCGCGGUUCCCGUAGAGAAGCCCGUCCCAGUCCCUGUUAAGGUGCCAGUGACCGUGCCUGCCCCAUACCCCGUCCCAGUCAAGGUGGCAGUCUCUCACCCAGUUCCAGUUCCAGUCGCUCACCCAGUUCCAGUCGCAGUUCCGCAACCGGUCAUCGUCAAAGAGACGGUUCCCGUCCUCGUUAAGGGCUACGGACACUAUUAGAUGAAUUUCUCCUUCAAAAAAUUACAUACACACCAUCCCGCUCCUCUUAACCCUUUUCCCAGCAACGCAAAAUCCAUCACGACGAGCGUCUGGUCAAGAGAUGUUUCUCCCGUCGUGUAGUGCCUUGAAUUCACGGAAUAAAUCAAUUUUAUAAAUGUUUUCGUAAAGAAACAA